CCUGCCCCUCUUUCUCAGAUCCUCUCAUAUAUUCCUCCCUCCCUCUCUCUCUCUCUCUCUCUCUUGAGAUCUCUCUCCACAAAGCCCAGCACCCCUCACAGAAAUCCAAAUCUUUACGCAUACAAAUAUAUAAAAGCUUUCUUCUUUCAAAAUUUUGGCGCUUUACAAUUGAUAACCAACUCUUUCCUCUUUUUUCUUUCUUGAAAUAACUGGAAAUUCACGUACUGAGUCUUUAAACAAAAACCUAGAUUUACAAAUUUUGAUUUCACAAUCAGGUGGUUAAUAGUUUGUGGGUCUGAAUCGGGUUGGAUCUUUGUGUUUCUGGAUCUUGAUUGGAAACCCUAAUUGAGCAAAUCGGGUCAAGAUUUAACUUGAAUCAAAGAAAUUGUAAUUUUAAGAAUUUGGUUUUUGAGAUUCUUGACUAAGUGGAAAUUUGUGGGUAUUUUGAGACCGUUGGAUAACGAAACAAGGGGAAUGGCUGAAGUGGGUCUAGAAGGGAACCAGCCAGUGGAUUUGUCUAAGCACCCAUCUGGGAUUGUGCCUACUCUUCAGAAUAUCGUCUCAACUGUCAACUUGGAUUGCAAGUUGGAUCUUAAAGCUAUUGCAUUGCAAGCACGUAAUGCUGAAUACAAUCCAAAGCGUUUUGCUGCUGUUAUUAUGAGGAUAAGAGAACCAAAGACUACAGCUUUGAUUUUCGCAUCUGGAAAGAUGGUUUGCACCGGGGCAAAGAGUGAACAAUCAUCUAAGCUUGCAGCAAGGAAGUAUGCAAGGAUAAUCCAGAAGCUCGGGUUCGAUGCCAAAUUUAAGGAUUUCAAGAUUCAGAAUAUAGUUGGAUCCUGUGAUGUGAAAUUUCCCAUUAGACUUGAAGGUUUGGCCUACUCGCAUGGUGCUUUUUCAAGUUAUGAACCAGAAUUGUUUCCAGGAUUGAUAUACCGAAUGAAGCAACCCAAGAUUGUGCUGCUCAUUUUUGUGUCUGGCAAGAUUGUCCUCACUGGAGCAAAGGUGCGGGAUGAGACAUAUACUGCUUUUGAGAACAUCUACCCUGUGCUUACAGAGUUCAGGAAGAACCAGCAAUGACCUGCUGUAUCUGUGCAGAUACUCAUUUGAAGGAGCAAGGUGAAGUGGGAUCACUAUUUGGCAGCACGACGUACAGAAUGUGCGACAAAGGGUCUUAUGAGUGAAGUUAUCGGGUCUUCUCUUCUUGAGUUCCGAGUACUUGAAGCAACAAUGUGGUUGAGGACCAUAUAUGUGUUUCUGCCAACUGGUCGUGAUUGUGGGGUGAGAUGGGAACCAAAGAUGUCCUCUUUGGCUGAUGUUGUGGACUUUUCUCUUAUUAAUCAAAGCUUUUUCCUCUCAUGCAUGCGUCUUUUAUAUUCACAUGGCAAUGGUUUAAAACUGUGACACUGCUAAACUUCUCCAAGUUAGGCUCAAUAUUCUGGUUUUUCCAAGAUCAGUUUCAUCCUGAAAACCUACCAAUUACUAAAAUAAAAAUAGAAUGAUGACUUGGUAGUGUGAAAAAUAUGAAUGUUGUACUAUAUGAUAUUAGACCUCAGAAGUUGGAAGUUUGUAAAAGAUAGAGGGUUUAAAAAUAUCAGAGUUAGAGA
Nicotiana tabacum (common tobacco) is the source of this 1604-nucleotide messenger RNA. Its product is annotated as TATA-box-binding protein. NCBI's taxonomy places the organism in Eukaryota, Viridiplantae, Streptophyta, Magnoliopsida, Solanales, Solanaceae. Gene Ontology annotation, biological process: DNA-templated transcription initiation. The record is from RefSeq and is a predicted model, not a curated record. Gene Ontology annotation, molecular function: DNA binding.